GGCUGCGCGAUCACUUUGAAUUGUAAUUCAUUUUUGUUACAUCUUCGGUCCGCUACACACUUAUCUUCAACGCGUAUAAGUUACUCGUUAGUCCGAUAUCGUUUACCGACUACACGUUACCAAACGCAACUCAGUCUUCAGCUGUUUUUACCUUCCAAGCUGUUAAAAUGUGUUUUUAUCGAUAAUCUGAGACUGCGCAGGCGCAAGGUGUCUGACAGGACACGAUUACAUCAAAUGACGUUUUUGACCUCGUAGCGACGCUUAUCUGACCAGCCGUGAAGUUUUGGAUAAUUAUUUAAUCGAUAUCAUCGAGCACGAUUCACAUUUGGAAAUCACUAAUUCUACCAUAUAUAGCACAUGGCAAGGCUUAGCUCAUGAAUAUUAAUUAGGUUCUGCCCACGUUGCAAUGGUGAAAGCUUGGUAAAUACAUACUAAUUAUAUAAUUUCAUUUACGUUGCUUCGCUGCAGCUAAUUGGGUGGUGAAUGUUUGCUCAUGAAUAUUAAUUAGAUAUUACAACGUUGCGUUGUUACCAAAACAAAAUCACUUUCCCGAACUUUCACUGGACCUCGAUUAAGAAACGACUCACAACGUAAAUGAAUCGCGAAUAUUAACUCUAUCUAAUGGGAGCAAAACAAUUAUUCUUAUACCAUUGUUUAUGUAUAGAUAAUACCGUUGUUACCAUCCAAUAGCGGAGUCCGCGCGGUCCAAAGCGCUUGGCUCAUGAAUAUUAAGAAGCAAGCCUUCUCCAUAGUAGGAUUCGUCAGUUUUCGCGCUCGGCUCUCAGGUGCUGUGAUUCUCCAGCAGACCGGAUGUAGCGCGCGUUCUCCAGCAUCAAUCCAGCAGCUCGCGGGCGCUGAUAAUAACAUGCCGCGGACGACAACAUAACAUUAUUCCUCCAUAACAUUCCCAGAGAAGUGGAGCACAUCACGGACAGGACAUGUGAGGAGCUGCCCGCCGGGAAUCGGUUUGUCCAGUUUUUCCAUCAUGUUUGGAAAGAAGAAGAAGCGGCUAGAGAUUUCAGCUCCUUCAAACUUUGAGCACCGCGUUCACACCGGCUUCGACCCGCACGAGCAGAAGUUCACCGGACUGCCGCAGCAAUGGCAGAGUCUGUUAGCUGACACCGCCAACCGACCCAAACCCAUGGUGGACCCGUCCUACAUCACGCCCAUACAGCUCGCACCCAUGAAGAUAUCUCCCAAGAAAGUCCGGUCAGCUGAGUCGCCGUUGCGAAAAACGAUCGUCCGCGGGAGCCGACCACCGAAAGACGCCUCGAUCAACGGACUGUUAGAAGAGUUUGACAGCAUCUCUGUGACCCGCUCAAACUCCCUGAGGAAGGAGAGUCCACCCGGAGCGCACCAGACUGCCAGCGGCAAACCGCUCUCUGCAUCAGGAGCAGCUGGCAGCGGCGGGCCUGAGGAGAACGGCUUUGCUCACUAUUAUGGCCAUUAUUCGUUUGACUUGGAAAGCAGAAAAGGUUUCUCGCUGGACCCGUACCGGGACAAAGUCGUCCACGAUGGGGACUGGGCAAUCGGACGACACAAUCGUUUCUCUCUUAAACAGAAUGGUCACCCCAUCCGCAGUCCGUUCUACCCUGACGCAAUGCCACAGAAGUCUUCCGACUACGCAAAGAUGCCACCAGACUAUCAUGCAUACCUGGAGAGCAAGAUGCGUCUGUCCACCGAUGAGAUGGCCCUAAGUGGCAGGAGGGAUUAUUACCGGGCGUCUCUGGGUGGAUCCAGUCAGGAUUACCAGGAACAGCCGCUUGGAACACCAUCUCGAGUCUCCAUUCACAGUGAGCAGAUGAGCUAUCCUGAUGGAGACUGGGGAUAUGGUGCAGGACUUCGAGACGAUUAUGACAAGAGACCGAAGUCUUCUUACAUCAGUCAGACGAGUACUCAGCCCACCAUUCGCCAGCGCUCGCGGUCGGGUUCAGGACUGCAGGAACCCAGUCUGCCGUACGGCAUCAGUGCAUUUAAAGUGGCACCACAGGGACCGUACAGCUCUUACACGUACCCCAGACUCUCUGAAAACACAUCCACACUCGUCAUAAGCAAGGGUGAGUACGCGUCUCGGGAUGGAAGUCCGCAGGUGCCCGGGGCUGAGACGUACCAGCGAAUGCCCCUCAAACUACCUCAGAGUCACGCCAAACCUGGUUACCCGCCUAGUUUCCAGUACCCGCCCCCCUUCCACUACAAACCCUCACCCUAUCAGCACCCGCCGUCGCAGCCCAGCCCGCCCUACACCCCACAGGGGGUGCACUCACAGCCCUCGUCCCCGUACAUCCCACCCGGCGCAUAUCCUCCACCCAGCUGGGGCUCAUCGUCCGAGCAACCGCCCUCAAGGGUGUCUCAUGAGCAGUUCCGGGCAGCACUGCAGCUGGUGGUGAACCCGGGCGACCCGAGGGAAUACCUGGACAACUUCCUGAAGAUCGGCGAGGGCUCCACGGGCAUCGUGUGCAUCGCCACGGAGAAGCACAGUGGCAAACAGGUGGCCGUUAAAAAGAUGGACCUGAGAAAACAGCAACGGCGGGAACUUCUGUUCAAUGAGGUGGUUAUCAUGAGAGAUUACCAUCACGAGAACGUGGUUGACAUGUAUAACAGUUAUCUGGUUGGAGAUGAACUCUGGGUGGUGAUGGAGUUCUUAGAGGGCGGAGCUUUGACUGACAUCGUCACUCACACCAGGAUGAACGAGGAACAGAUUGCGACGGUUUGUUUGUCGGUGUUGAAAGCAUUGUCGUAUCUUCACACGCAGGGCGUCAUACACAGAGACAUCAAGAGUGAUUCUAUACUGCUAACCAGUGACGGACGGAUUAAACUGUCUGAUUUCGGCUUCUGUGCUCAAGUGUCUAAAGAGGUGCCCAAGAGAAAGUCACUGGUUGGCACGCCAUACUGGAUGGCACCGGAGGUCAUCUCAAGGUUACCGUAUGGCACAGAGGUGGACAUCUGGUCUCUGGGCAUCAUGGUGAUGGAGAUGGUGGAUGGAGAACCUCCGUACUUCAAUGAACCUCCAUUGCAGGCCAUGAGACGAAUACGAGACAACAUGCCGCCGCGACUCAAAGAGUCUCAUAAGGUGUCAUCUGUUCUGCGUGCGUUUCUGGACCUGAUGUUGGUUCGUGAACCUUCUCAGCGCGCGACAGCACACGAGCUCCUGCAGCACCCUUUCCUGAAGCUGUCGGGACCGCCAUCAUGUAUCAUACCGCUCAUGAGACAUUACAGACACCGCUGACCACACUCACACACACACCGUAUAUAACCGCGCUCACACCUCUAACUGUAUGUAGUUUAGAUGACAACAAACACCAGAGCUUCAGUGAUUAACACGACUGUUUAUGGUGGACAGAAAAGUCGCAAUGCUAGCGUCCGUGACGCUUGUUUGACUUUAGUAGACACUUAAGCCGCCUUUUCACUGUCUCCGACAUUUACAUACGACUGUCGUAUUUCUCCCGCUAGUGGCAGUCGUGAUGAACUGUCAUUUUGCUCACAAUGGAUUUUGUUCAUUGAAGGAGAAGCUACCAGAUGUUUCCAUCAGAAUAGACAUUACUGUGUGUGAUUUAGAGCAGAUGAAUGAAUUCAAUAAACUUCAGGAUUAAUAUUCACUCAGUAUUUAUUAUUAAUAGUAUCAUUUAUCAUUAUUACUGUUUUUAUAGUUAAUAUGAUAAUUAACAGCAACCAUAAUUCAGAAAUUCAUAGAUGUGAUUUUAAAUAAGUAGGUUUUGCGUGUGCAGAAAUAAAUUUCUCACUUCGCGCUGAUAGUUUUGCAUGAAUACAUCACAUCACUUCACAGACGGUCUAGUCGCAUGAGUUGAAAUAUUGUAGCGCAGCCGAGACUUAAAUCAGGUCUGAAAAUGUCUCAUCCGGAGACGAUCAGACCCUCACGCAGCCCCCAUGCGACUCUCCAUUGGAAAUGAAUGAUUUCCGGUCUAUCGUCUGUGGGAUGCAGUGAAAAGGCGGCUUUAGACGUAAAGUGAGGCCAGCCUGUGCAGUUCUAUUCACUUUGGUUACUGUGCAGACGGUCUCGUCGUCAAGAGUCGUACUGUAGUAAAUCCUGUGGAGAGAGAUGCGAGACUGUCAUGCAAACAAACAAACGUCCUUUUUCACUUUCAUCUUCUCACUAACAAUGAAGAUGUAUUUUAGAGCAAAUGUGAGUUUGACUUGUACAGUUUUGAUAAAGCGCAGUAUUUUUGUUGUGAUGUGGUGAAAUGGGCAGUAUUACAUAGAAUUCGAGAGUAAAAGAGAAAAAUCUUUCCUACUGUUUAUAUUUAAGUCAUUUAAACACCCGGUUGCAGAAAGAUAUCUGAAUAUAUUUAUUUAUUCUACAUUUGUAGAUAUUCUCGUCAGUGUGUGGAGAGCUCAUGCCAGAGUUUUAUAAGAUGUUUAUAAAACGUUUAUGUCAGAUUUUUCAGUAGCGUGGCCUUUUUCAAUUUCGUUCUCAUUGUUUGAAAAAAGAUAAAGCGAGUUAUUGGCUGUAUCGGACCAGACAAGUAAUACCAAAACAAGAUAUUUCAAUCACGCAAAAACGUCAUGCUGUGCACUAAGGGAAUUUAAUGCAUUUCAAUAUUUGUUCAAGUUCAUUCAGUUCAUUGAAACUCUAGCAAUAGUAACAUUUUUGACACAAUAAUCACGACAUGUUUUAUAACUGUCUAUAACGUCUCACAUGUGUCUCAUCGGUCACUGUGAUCUGUAAAUAUGAACAUGGACGUGUGUGUUUCUGUAGGAGUGUGCAGAUCGAGCCGUCAUGUUGCUUUUGUACAGUGAUCUGCAUGUGUGUAUCACUAAAACUGCAUUCAAUAAAAACACACAAAUAUCA
Molecule: messenger RNA, 4807 nt
Organism: Myxocyprinus asiaticus (Chinese sucker)
Lineage: Eukaryota; Metazoa; Chordata; Actinopteri; Cypriniformes; Catostomidae
Product: serine/threonine-protein kinase PAK 5-like
Exons: 10
Coding region: 986-3226 (746 amino acids)
Biological process (GO): regulation of MAPK cascade; cytoskeleton organization; intracellular signal transduction
Cellular component (GO): cytoplasm
Molecular function (GO): ATP binding; protein serine/threonine kinase activity
Source: RefSeq, a predicted model, not a curated record